AUGGCUGACAACCACAGACUUAUGGCUACUACUAAAAAUAUAAAGCGUGAACUUAAUCAGGUUAGAGCUAAGAAAGACUCUAAUCUAUUAGGAGGAGAUUUUGGAGUCGAGAUCUUAGGAGUGGUUAUUGAUCAAGUUUAUUGGGGGUCAUUACUUCAAACCGUUGUCAUCGUUUGGUUGUCUGAUUUUAUCUGUGGAUUUUCGAUUAAGAGUAAAUAUGCCAAGAAUAUUGUUGAGAAGUUUGGCCUUGAAAAGGCUAGUAUCAAACGAACUUCUGCCCUCACACAUGCUAAAAUUUUAAAAGACUCAAGUAGAACUCAAGUUGAUGAGAGUCUGUACAGGAGAAUCAUUGGAAUUUUGCUCUAUUUAACAGCUAGCAGACCUGACAUUGUGUUUGUUGUUGCUAUUUGUGCUAGAUAUCAGUUCAGUCCCAAAACUAGCCACCUGCUUAAUGCUACAAGAAUAAUCAAGUACAUCAGUGGCACUAAUGAUUACGAUUUGUUAUUCAUAUUUGAUACAAGUAGCUCUCUAGUUGGCUAUUGUGAUACUGGUUGUGCUAAGAGCUUUGAAGACAGGAAAAGUACAUCUAAAGAUUGCUUCUUUCUAGGCAACAACUUGAUUUCGUGGUUUAGCAAGAAACGAAACUGUGUUUCUUUGUCAACAGCUAAAGCUGAAUACAUUGCUGCAGGGAGUAGUUUCACUCAGCUGAUAUAG
This is a messenger RNA of Benincasa hispida (wax gourd), 714 nucleotides long. The record is from RefSeq and is a predicted model, not a curated record. Lineage: Eukaryota; Viridiplantae; Streptophyta; Magnoliopsida; Cucurbitales; Cucurbitaceae.